CGACACCAGCUAUCACUGCGCACCACGGACAGCCCAAUUCUGACCGCAGCUGGCUUGGAUAGACUAUAAUUUAUCGCAAAAUCCGCUUUCGAUCCCCUUGGAACCGCCUCUCACUCCAAAAUGGUGAACAACCCAAACGAAGACACGGAAUUUAACGAGAUCUUGCGCAAGCAUGGUAUUCUUCCUCCUCGACCCAAAACACCAGAAACGCCGUCGCCGCCGGGCUCGCCCACUUUUGACGACCUUCUGAAUGAAUCCACGGCAGCCGAACUCGAGAGGCUAGGGGAGAGAUUGAAAGAUGAAGACAAGAUUCGCAAGGCAGAAGCUCAGCGCAGGAGACUCAUGACAGAGGCGCGCCGGGAUCUUAGGGAUGCCAGGUUCGGUCAGGUCAUCCCAAUAAGCAGAGAGGACUACACUCGUGAAGUCACGGAAGCCAGCGCAGUGGACGCAGAGGACGACGACAACGAAAAGGGAACGGGAGUUGUCUGCUUCCUGUACAAGGAUGGACUGCCUCGAAGUGACAAGGCAUUCAAACACAUUCGAGCCUUAGCUGCCAAGUACCCGCGGACCAAGUUUGUGUCAAUUGUUGGAGACAAGUGUAUACCCAAUCUCCCGGACGUUCGCGUCCCCAUGAUCAUUAUCUACCGCAAGGGAGAGAUUCGCAACCAAUUGGUCGCCUGGGGUGGUCAACGCGAGCGAUCCCAGGAAGAUCUGGAGGCCGUGCUGACAGCCAGUGCGGCUAUCGACCCAUCCGAGGCCAUUAUUGAGGAAGAGGACGAUAUUCGAUUAAGUGACGACGACGACGAAGAAUGGGACAACGAUCCCUCUUCGAGGAUGCGGUCAGCAGCGACUUCUGUCAAUGCGCGUGCAUCAAAGAACAUUCGUGGCCCAGCAAGAAAGGAGGACGAUGAUUCAGACUUUGAGUUUGAUCUGUAAAAUGUCCAGCUCGUCACUUGCAGCAAUAUCAAUGAUUUUAUUU
This is a messenger RNA of Coprinopsis cinerea okayama7#130, 979 nucleotides long. Its product is annotated as GTPase inhibitor. Gene Ontology annotation, cellular component: cytoplasm. The record is from RefSeq and is a predicted model, not a curated record. Gene Ontology annotation, biological process: protein folding. The coding region runs from base 121 to 936 and encodes 271 amino acids. The transcript is spliced from 4 exons. NCBI's taxonomy places the organism in Eukaryota, Fungi, Basidiomycota, Agaricomycetes, Agaricales, Psathyrellaceae.